GUGGGCGGCCAUUAUUGUUUUGGUUUUGAAUAUAAUCGAACAGUUUUUUUAUGAAACUAUUGCCGUUUAUUGUUAUAACAAAUUAGUUUAGUUUAUAAAACAGUUUUUUUUUGGUGAAUAUUAACAACAAAAUUAACAUUUCGACUGAAAUGAUGGCAUCAAAUGUUAUGAUUACGGAUAUAUUGGAUGAAUUGAAUGAAGAAAAUCAAAGACUAUUGUCUGAACUGAGAUAUUGUCAGCAAUUGAGGGAAAUGUUUGAUAAAUACAGACAUUUAGUGAAUAGUUUGCAAACAAAUUGUGUUUGUAUUGAAAACAAUGAAUUAAAAACACAAUUCAAUGAAAUGGAUGUCCAAUACAUUGAACUCAAGACUAGAUAUACAACUGAUGACAGACUGAACGCAAAGAAAAGUGAAGAUAAAUCUAGUGAUGAAUUGUUAGACAGACCACCGAUUAAGAGACAAAAACGUAAGAUUAAGACGACAAGUGGUCAUCAAAUAAUUAAAUCAAAUAAGAAAAAGAUUUGUUAUAAUUGUCAUCACUCGGGUUGUGUCCAACAGUUUAGUUACAAUUGUCGACUUAGAUCACAGUUACGGAUCAAACACAAAGAUCAACGAAAACAACACGACAAAUGUGAUGUCGAAAUAGAUGGACAACUGAAGACAAAAGAAACAGAAGACGUAGCCGACGACAAACGUAUGCAUAGUAGCCGUCCAAUCAAUUGCCGCAAUUGUGACCAAAAAUUUGCUACAGUUUUGACUCUUAGAGCUCAUGUAAAGAAAUGUCAUAAAAAUGAAAUAUAUAAAUGUAGUUACAAUGACUGCGAUAAAGAGUGUUUAUAUCCGCAGUCACUCAAUGCUCAUUACUAUUGGUGUCAUAAGGAUUUGACUGACCGGCCGUUUAAGUGCGAUAUCGAUGAUUGCGACAGAAGUUAUGAUAAGAGUAGUGUACUUCAACAUCACAAACGUACCGUACAUUUGAAUAAAACUGUUCGCCCAAAGAAUUUGAUCUGCGAUUGGGUCGGUUGUGGCAAAGGAUUUAGUUAUGAGUUUCAACUAACGGAUCACAAACGAACCAAACAUACCGGUGAGCGACCGUUCAAGUGUAAGGAGUGUAACAACUCGUUUGCCACCACUUCCUAUCUGACUGCUCAUGUAAAGGCCAGUCACGCCGAAAGAAAAUACAAAUGUACUUACGAUGGAUGCGAUAAAGCAUUUUAUAAACCGCAUCCAUUGGCCGAACAUCUACUCCGUCAUCAAGGAUUAUAUGAGAAGCCGUUUAAAUGCGAUUCGGUUGGUUGUGGCAAAAGUUUUACACAAAAUGCUGGACUUGAAAAACACAAACGUCGGCAACAUUUGGGUAUAAAAUAUUCGUGCGAUUGGCCCGACUGUGACAAACAGUUCGCUAACGAAGGCUAUCUGAACGUUCAUCGGCAGCGACACACAAAUGACCAGAAGUUUAGAUGUCCAGUGAAUGGAUGCGAUAAAAUGUUUUCAACAAAUCUUGAUCUAUACAAUCACGACAAAUACUAUCACAUCCGACAGUACCAGUGCUCGUGGCCCGGCUGUGAUGCCAGCUAUUCACAAAAGACACCGUUUACCGAUCAUAUUAAUAGACAUCAGGGUCUUAGACCAUAUAAAUGUCAUAUCCAGGGAUGCGAACGCAGUUAUCCCAUAAAGAAGACAUUGGAUCAUCAUUUGAAACAUAUGCAUAACACAAAUAAUAAAAAGAAUGUUGAAAAUUAA
This is a messenger RNA of Oppia nitens, 1742 nucleotides long. RefSeq names its product zinc finger protein 665-like. Gene Ontology annotation, cellular component: nucleus. Lineage: Eukaryota; Metazoa; Arthropoda; Arachnida; Sarcoptiformes; Oppiidae. The coding region runs from base 150 to 1742 and encodes 530 amino acids. The transcript is spliced from 2 exons. Gene Ontology annotation, biological process: regulation of transcription by RNA polymerase II. The record is from RefSeq and is a predicted model, not a curated record.